Messenger RNA from Trypanosoma grayi, 1461 nucleotides. RefSeq lists its product as hypothetical. The transcript has a single exon. The record is from RefSeq and is a predicted model, not a curated record. NCBI's taxonomy places the organism in Eukaryota, Euglenozoa, Kinetoplastea, Trypanosomatida, Trypanosomatidae. Bases 1 to 1461 code for a protein of 486 amino acids.
AUGACGGAUCACGUUGCUGAAAGCGAAGUGAGUUUUGUGAACGGGCAACCUGGCUUUGCCUACUCGAAUGUCUACCGCUGCUUCCCCGACCAAGGCAACGGACUUCUGUUCCGUCUCGUGAACGCAAAAAAACAAUGGGCCUUCCACAACGACACGCAGGAAAUGCUCUUCCACGUGACGGCGUUGCUCGGGAAGGGUUCGAAGGUGAAGCCACUCGGGCGGGCGUCUUUGGUGGCGGAGCCGGAGGACAGUGAGUGGGGCUACCAGGUAACGGUCACCGUCGACGCGGGUCGGACGGAGCGCUUCCUCGAAGGCACCGUCGAGGGCUUCCUGCUGGACUUUGCCAGUGAUCCUGUUCCGGUCGAUGACGUCGAGUUUCUCAAUGGAUCGCCGACGGUGAAGUACGACUCCGUCUUUAAGUGCAUCAAAGACCACGGCAACGGGUUACUCUUCCGCCUCGUCACAGAGGACCCCGCGACGGGCGAGCGCACGUGGAGCUACUACAAUGAUACGGAGGAGUUCGCGAUGGAGGUGGAGGUGGCAUUCCCCGACAAGUCUUGCGUGGAGCCGCUCGGCAAGACAAUGGUGGAGGACAGUUCUGACCACGCCAAUGGCUCGGUGUACAAAUUAUCGAUCGCCCCGCUACAGACUGAGCCGUUCCUCCGCGGCUACCCGCGUGACUAUAAGCAGUCAGUCGUAGCCGACCCCAUCAUGAACGAGGAGUCAUUGGACCCCGCAAGUAUUGAAUUUGAAAACGGUGCGCCGAACAGUGAGAUUAUUGAGUAUCCGUGCUCAAAGGUCUUUAAGUGCUUCAAGAAUAAGGGCAAUGGUCUGAUGUUCCUUCUCAUCAAUGAAGAUACGAAAAAGUGGGCCUUCUACAACGACACAAACGAUUAUGAAAUCACGGCGACUGUGAAAUUCAGUCCAGAAAGUGUCUAUGAGCCGGCGGAGAAGACCUCCAUGACAGGUGAUCCUGACGUGACGGGCGGUACUAUCUGUGUCAUCACGGUGCCACCUGUAACGACGGAGCUCUUCAUAUUUAACGGCAACCCGACAAACUACCAGCUCUCCUUCUCUGCGGAUGGAGUGACGCGGAGUAAGCCGGAGGACAACCCCGAAUAUGAAAAUGAGGGGCCCGACAAGGAGAUCAUGCCAUACUGUGACAAGGUGUACAAGUGCUUCAAGGAUCACGGCAACGGUCUGCUCUUCCGUCUCGUGGACGAGAGGAACAAUAAGUGGGCCUUCUACAAUGACACGAAGGACGUGACGUUUACUGUGAGGGUCAGCUUCGAGGAGGACGCGUCGGUGGAGCUCCUGGGGAAGACGCAGCUCGCAGACGAUGCCGACCUUGGCACCGUCUACCUGCUGGAAGUACCACCUCUUGCAACGGAGCUAUUCGUCGGAGGCGAGCUGUCGAGUUUCACUUCGAAGUUCUCCGGCCGGGGCCACCACAGCAAGUGA